GUCCACGUAGUCUGUCUUGUGCUGCGCUAUAACUUGAUCAUGGCUAGUCAGUCGAGUGCAUCGUUGCUGAAGUGGGCACAGGCCGCCUCGCGCGGCUUUGCUGCCGCUGCGGCCAGCGGCCCCGGCCGCAAGGUGGCAGUGCUUGGUGCUGCUGGCGGCAUCGGACAGCCCCUGUCGAUGCUCAUGAAGAUGAACGCCCAAGUUUCUCAGCUGUCGCUCUACGAUGUUAUUGGGACGCCUGGUGUGGCUGCUGACGUGAGCCACAUUAACACGAAGGCUCAGGCGAAGGGCUUUGACAAGGAUGGCCUGGCCGAGGCGCUCCGUGGGUGUGACCUGGUUAUCAUUCCUGCUGGUGUGCCACGCAAGCCCGGCAUGACCCGCGAUGAUCUCUUCAAGAUCAACGCUGGCAUCGUUCGCGACUUGGUGGAGGCCGUUGGCAAGCAUUGCCCCGGAGCACUUCUGAACAUUAUCUCGAACCCGGUCAACUCUACAGUACCAAUCGCUGCUGAGCAGCUGAAGAAGAUGGGUGUGUACGACAAGCGGAAGGUCAUGGGCGUGACCACCCUAGACGUGGUCCGCGCAAAGACAUUCUAUGCGGAGAAGAAUGGUCUGGAUGUCGCUUCAGUGGACGUGCCCGUAGUUGGCGGCCACGCUGGCGUCACUAUCUUGCCGCUGUUCUCGCAGGCCACCCCGAAAGUCAACAUGCCUCACGACGUGUUGGAUGCCCUAACCAAGCGCACUCAGGACGGUGGCACUGAGGUGGUGCAGGCCAAGGCCGGCAAGGGCUCUGCAACGCUUUCAAUGGCCUACGCUGCUGCUCUGUUCGCGGACUCCUGCUUGCGGGGCCUAAAUGGCACCCCCGCUGUGGAGUGCACUUACGUGGAGAGCAGCAUCACGGACGCGCCCUACUUCGCCUCGAAGGUCAAGCUCAGCACGGAGGGUGUGGACAAGGUGUUUGAGUUGGGCGCUUUAUCCGACUACGAGAAGGAGGGGCUCAAGGCCAUGAUGCCCGAGUUGCUGGCGUCCAUUGAGAAGGGCGUCGAGUUCAUUAAGUCGGGUUAGAUGCAGCCGAGCAGGAGCAGCUGUCGAUAGGUGUCGGCAGCUGAUGGGGUCCUCGGAUCCCGCAGUUGAAGCUGGAUUACCUCUGCCUUGCGCCCGGCGGGAGCGGCGACGGGGUCGUUAAGCAAUGGCCGGCCCUUCACUCUCUUAACUACAGUUUGGCUCGGAGGUCCCAUUUUUCCCUGAAGAUCUGACCCAAGGCAUUGGCCUUCUCGGGAGAAGAGGGGAUUGUGGUCGUUCUGGGGCUUAGGAUUAUACAAAAUAGUCAAUGGCUCGGCCGUUUAGUGUGCCUCCGCUGGCGGCUGUGUUUUUGCCUCUCUGGCCGUAUCGGUUUGAACUAGCCGGCGAUUUCGGGCACACUACAUGGCUAGCAGCACUUGUUGUCGAAAACUCUGUUCUUGCGAUAUUGGUACUCUUAUUUAUGCCGGAGUACCAAUGGUGAUUCAUAGGUGUACAAUGUGCAAAGCAGCGAGUCGGCAAAUGACCAUGGCAGUCGUGAAAACCGGCUGGUGUGGCAUUUACAUACGGCUGCUGGUGUAAAAAAUGUGCAAGGGAGUUCCUUAGACAAUCUAUCGCAAGUACCCCCGUAGGAAAUAGGAGUUAUAGAAAAAUGUUACAGGAAAACCAUUAGUGUAUACGACGUCGCU
Messenger RNA from Volvox carteri f. nagariensis, 1706 nucleotides. It is a transcript of the gene mdh3, whose product is annotated as malate dehydrogenase. The record is from RefSeq and is a predicted model, not a curated record. Gene Ontology annotation, molecular function: L-malate dehydrogenase (NAD+) activity. The transcript is spliced from 7 exons. Lineage: Eukaryota; Viridiplantae; Chlorophyta; Chlorophyceae; Chlamydomonadales; Volvocaceae. Gene Ontology annotation, cellular component: mitochondrion; cytoplasm. The coding region runs from base 40 to 1062 and encodes 340 amino acids. Gene Ontology annotation, biological process: malate metabolic process; tricarboxylic acid cycle.